AAAGAAAUGAUCAGUUAUAAAGAGGGCAUUUCAGCUUAUUUUGUAAACUAGAGGGGUAUUGAGCCAGUUAUCCAUUGUUUCAGGGCAAGCCAGCCAUUGAUGAGAGAGAAAGAGAGAGAGAGAAAGAAAGAGAGAGAAAAGAAGGUAUUAUGCAAUCGGAGAUGGCGAAAGACACGGUUGCUUCGGAGAAAUCACCGAUUAAGCUACUUCAGGAGACGAAAGCCUCCGUCGAGGGAGUCGUCGCAAGGAUGCUCUCUAUCAAAAAAGAAGGAAACCCCAAAUCCGAGAAUCGCGAACUCCUCACUCAGAUGUUUCUCAACUUCAUCAAUCUGCGUCAGGCGAAUCGUGCGAUUCUGACGGAAGAAGAAAAAGUGAAAUCUGAGACGGAGCUAGCAAAAUCUCCGGUAGAUUUCACGGCCUUGCAGCUUCACAAUCUGAUGUACGAGAAGAGCCAUUACGUCAAAGCUAACAAAUCUUCAAGAGAAUUCAAAUCCAGGUAUCCCAACAUCGAUCUCAUAUCCGAACAAGACUUCCUCAGAGACGCUCCCGAAGCAAUCAAAUCCCAAACGCUCUCAAAUGAUAGUUCCCAUGAUUUGAUGCUUAAAAGACUCAAUUUUGAGCUCCAUCAGCGGAAAGAACUAUGCAAGAUUCGAGCUAAUUUGGAACAACAGAAGAAGAGUUUGCUGGAAACUAACGCAGAGCGUAACAAGUUUCUUUCAAGUCUUCCUUUGCACCUGAAAUCACUAAAGAAAGCAUCUUUGCCAGUACAGAACCGGUUGAGUUUGCCGAAUCCGAAGAUGCUAAAGCAUCAUAAUCUAGCUGAGCUUCUUCCUCAGCCGCUUUACGUCAUCUACUCGCGGUUCAUGGCGCAAAAGGAAGCUUUCGAAGAGAGUAUCGAUCUCGAGGUAUCCGGAAGUCUUAGGGAUGCUCAAACUUAUGCUCGGCAGCAAGCAGAGAGUGAUGAUGAUGGGAAAAGGCAAAGGAAGCGACUCAAGAAAGAGAUUUCUGAUGAUGCUGGACUAUAUCGAGUCCAUCCUCUUGAAAUCGUCCUUCACGUGUAUGAUGAUGAGACUCAAGAUCCGAAAUCCCAUAAACUCGUGGUGCUCAAGUUCGAGUACUUGUUAAAGUUGAAUGUUGUAUCUGUUGGCACUGAAGAGUCUCAUAAUGUCCUAUGCAACUUAUUUUCAGACGAUGCUGGACUUGAGCCUCCUCAUCAGUCAGCUAAGCUCAUUCUCGGAGAUGAUCAUGCGUUUGGCGAGAGCAGAACCUCGAGGCCAUAUAAGUGGGCGCAACAUUUGGCCGGGAUCGAGAUUUUACCUGAGAUGUCACCGUUUUUAACUGACAAGGAUACUCAGAACAGUGAGACAGCUUCUGCGUCUGAUCAGCGCAAUGUGCAAACUGUUCUACAAAAAUUACGGUCUCUGAAAAAGGCUAUAAGCUGACUCUUGUGUGAGUCGAACCACCACUCUGUAGUUUGUUUUGCAUCUUUUGAUUAGUAGGAGAACUAUGGAAAGUGAUAGUUUGUGAUAUUUGUAAGUCAGGUUUUAAAGUUAUUGGUAUCUGAUAUUUGAAGGCGUUCAUGAUAAGCAAGACUUCUAAUGUCAUGGUAUGUGGCAUAAAGCCUUCAAACGUUACAAUAGAUUCUAAUGUCAUGGUUACAGCUUCUAUUGCAGAUAUAUUGUUCAUAAUCAACAGGGCAUUUGGUCUAGUGGUAUGAUUCUCGCUUUGGGUGCGAGAGGUCCCGAUUCUCGGAAUGCCCCUUUGAUUCUAAUGUCAUGUUUUGUAUGUCAACUAGAUUUUUGUUAGUGACGUUCCUAUGAUUUUAACAUUAGUAACGGCAACAUA
Messenger RNA from Thlaspi arvense, 1845 nucleotides. NCBI's taxonomy places the organism in Eukaryota, Viridiplantae, Streptophyta, Magnoliopsida, Brassicales, Brassicaceae. The record is from the annotation of a GenBank genome assembly.